Molecule: messenger RNA, 5019 nt
Organism: Neoarius graeffei (lesser salmon catfish)
Lineage: Eukaryota; Metazoa; Chordata; Actinopteri; Siluriformes; Ariidae
Gene: zcchc2
Product: zinc finger, CCHC domain containing 2
Exons: 14
Coding region: 189-2912 (907 amino acids)
Molecular function (GO): zinc ion binding; nucleic acid binding
Source: RefSeq, a predicted model, not a curated record
GAGAGCGAGUAAUCUGGCAAACUGACCACAUUAAACUCGCGAGUCACGGACGGCGCUCCGGAGGGAGGAAAAAAAGAAAAGAAAAGAAAAGGUUUCCGGUUCAAUUCGUAAUCGAGCACGUAGCGAAUGUAUAAAAAUCCGUCGGAAGGCGAUCUCGGUUACCGAUGCCCGCUCAACGGUAGUUGAUAAUGCUGAAGAUGAGGCUGCCAGCGGCGGAGGGAGACAACGACGCGGCCGAAGGAGACCGACGGGAAAAAAACAACGGCGGCGAGCGCGGCUUCGUGCCUUUCAACCCCGCGCUGGAUGACGAGGUGGGCCGCGGACCGACGCACGCUCCCCGGCGGCAGCUCGACAAGGAGGCGGUGUUCGAGUGGUUCGGGCUGCGGCUCAGCCCCGCCAAGCGCGUGGAGUUCAUGUGCGGUUUGCUCCACAUGUGCCAGCCGCUCGAGCUGCGCUUCCUCGGCUCGUGCCUCGAGGACCUCGCGCGGAAAGACUUCCACAUCCUGCGCGACGUCGAGGCUCGCGCCAACAGCGCCGCCGACCUCCGACUCCUCGCCGACGUCGCUGACCCGGUCGUGCUCUCGCGCCUGCUCGUCUGCCUCUCCCUGCUCGGAUCGAAGAACCGGGAGUGCGCGAGCAUCCUUUACAGCACGCUCAGCCGGAUCGACGUGCUGCACCCGAGGAACUGCUGCGGGUUAAAUUUACCGGAACCGGGACCGGCUCCGCUGGAGCAGCUGGCGUUGCUGUUCGCCAUGGCCUCGCUGCACCCGGCGUUCACCUUCCACCAGAGGGAGGUCGUGCGGGAGCAGCUGGAGCGCGUGGAAGCCUUAUUAGAGGAGAGGAGCCUGCGGCACUGCGCAUGCGCAGCUCAAACACUGCAGAGCCAGUUUUCCCGGCCGGACGAGCUCUGUUCACACCCUGACGGGAGCAGAAGAUGGCCGUCAUGUCCGAUCCAGCACCUCAGCAGCAUACCUCCAAGCCAAGUGGUGCACAUUGAGAAGAUAAAGCUGAAGGAGAUCUCCCUGGCAGGAGACAGCAGAGAGUACAGUUUCGAGGUUAAAUGGUCCGACUCGUCGUCUACGGCUGUGACCAAAAGCCAUCGUCAGCUGCAGGACUUUCUUUUGAAGCUGUGUAAGGAACAGAGUGCAGGAGGUUUCGAGCAGGAUGUUAUCGGAUUACUGAGUCGGGCCGAGGGCGAGCACAGAGAGCUGGAGAGAAUGCUCAGGACGAGGUUUGCGUCCGUGCCACGGGAGUUCCUACAGAUGUGCCAGGCCUCAGGGUUUUUCCUGCCCGAAGCGUCUUCCCUACGCUGCAGUCACAGUAACAGUGCACCUGGAGCCAGAACCCGACAGCCAGCACCACGCUUCUCCGAGGACUGUUCAGAGACUUCCAGCCUCGAUGAGGACCUUGAUGCGUAUGGGGUCUCGCGCUCGAGAACACACGGCGCUGGAAACCCGAGCCAUGGUAAGCAACACAUAGACAGUGCUCAGUGGGAGUGCAGCAGGAGGAGUAUACACGGCGAGCCCUACGGGGAGGUGACGGGGAGGCGGCGCAGCUCCCAGCCAUGUGGGACAGAACCGGAGCAGGAGUGUGAGGAGAGGAAGAUCAAAGCAAGAUCGGCUGGCAAAAGGGACAGAGGCAGGAGAGGCCCAGUGGGGAAAGGCUCUGUAGCCAAUGGGAUUCAGAGAGUUCCAGCAGUCCAGAUGAUGAAUCAGGCUGUGUGUAAGGCUUCAGGCAGGGACACGUAUGGAGACACGUCUUCAGAGAGCUCCAACUCGGUGCCGUCGAGCCCCGUCCACCAUCAGCGCAGCCUGGAAACACAAGAUACAGAGAGUCAGUCGGAUAACUCCGUCCUGGAGCCAGCCGACGUGCCCCGCCUCCCCCAUGGGCAGGGCAUGGGCAGGAAGGCGGUUGCCAUGGUGAACCCACUGGUGGCGGAACCGGAGCGUGCAGGUGCAGACGUCCCGACGCACCCCUCAGCCGUGGUGGAGUUGGCGCUGACCUCGUGCUUCCCCUACGACCUGCAGUACAGCACCGCGCACAGAGAUGCAGGCAAACCCGGAGAGAGCAAACUCACCAUCACAAUCCCUCUGGGCAAACAGGAUACGAGGCCCAGCCUGGCCGUCCCUGUAGACUCCGCCCAGUGCCCACUGCCACCUGUGUUCCCUGAGCCAGCUCAGCCUCAGGCUCCGCCCAGCACCAUUGCUGCACCGGGGAAACCGUGUGCCAAGGCCAGUGCUCAGCCACAGAGCUCACACACCCCCUCCGGUUUCGCUAGCACCAUGCCCGCUCAGAUACCCAGCUCUGCACCUCUACCGCCCCCUGUUAGCAUGCCUGCCCCAAACGAGAACGCAGCAUACAUCAAUAGCACUGCGCAGUCACAACCCGCAGGCUGCAACGCCUGCGGCUGUCGUGGUACCUGCGGAGCCCACCAGUCUCCCGCCAGCUUCUUCCUGCCGGCGCAUCCCGCUCGCCAGAUGUUCGGCCCACCUGCGCCGUUCUUCCAGCUGGCACCGUCGCUGUGCAGCACCACCUUCCCUACGCAGGGUCAUCAGGGGAACGGGACGCCACUGCCCUUCUACGCCCACACGUCUCCGAGCGCCGCCUUCGCCAGCAGCGCGAUCCUGCAUGCCCACUCGGACCAUCUGAUGCCCACACAGCCCAGCUAUGCCACCCUGCCCCAGGUCACACCGUUCGGACGCUUCUACCCGCCUGUCUUCCCUCCUGUAGGCGCCAUGCCCGGUGCUGCAGGAAUAAAGAAGAGCGGCACCGUGUCCUGCUAUAACUGCGGCAUGAGCGGUCACUACGCGCAGGACUGCAAGCAGCCGUCCAUGGACGCCGGGCAGCCAGGUGGCUUCCGGCUUAAGUAUGUCGCCCCACAUUCGUCUGAGACACUAGACAAAGCUGAUUGACAGCGAGCCGAGGACCAAGGAGACGCUCUGUCUCGGUUUCUAUAUUAAACACACAAGAGCUCGUGUGUUAAAUCGAUGGGAUGCGUGCGUGCGUGCGUGUGUUUGUAUUAGCCACCUUUAUAAGCUUAAGUCCUGAUUUUUGUGAGACUGUUGGGACGAACCUGCUCCAAAACACGACUCCACCUCCAUCCAUGACCCUUUAGGUCCCCAGUGUAGAUCAAGUCAUGAUGGACAUCAAAGGCGACGGUUGGGUUCAGGACGUUUGAAACAGGUUGAGAUUUUGAGCAAUGCUUCCAUGUUGUCAUUUAGCCACGAUGCGUUCAUGUGGACACUGAAGUCCUCACGUUUGAGCUGAAAAACGAGAGAGAGGAGAGUCGCCGCUUCAGCUUCAACUUGAGCCUCUGUUUGAAAUAGAUGUUUUAUUAUCGAGGCCCAAGCCAGGCUUUGAGAAUCUUUUAUACUUGCAGCUAAAGAGAUAAGAAGUUUGUUUAGUUCCUGUUUAUUUGGGAAGAAUUUAUUUGAUUUUUUUUAUUAUUAUUAUUAUUAUUAUUUUAUGGUUCUUUAAAGGAAAAGAUUUUUGUUAAGAAUACAUACUCUUCAAUGUGAGUGUUCUGAAUGUAAAACGCGUAACUAAGGUCAGACGUCGUACUGUGAAAACGUUCUCACGCCGUCCGUUCCAACCGUUCUGACAUUAUGCACUAAUAGUAUUGUUUUCCAGAAGCCUGUGUGUGUGUGUGUGUGUGUGUGUGUGUGGAUGUAUGUAUGUGUGUGUGCGUGCACGCCAGGUAUCAAAGUGCACUGAUAUUUACAGCAUAAGAGUCGCUGCCGUUAAUUCAGAUCCACGGUCGUCCAACAGGGGGCGCCUCUGUGACCGAUGCAUGACGCAUGCAUUUUUAUGCUGAACUUCACACAGACUUUUUAUCAGCAGCAGCAGCACAAUGCGAGUGCAUGUCCCGCAGCGAGUGAGAUGGUCCUUGCUGGAGAAACAAAAGUGCAGGAGGAGGAGGACGAGUCUGGUCUGAUCCGAUCCGAUCCAAUCCAAUCUAAUAUGACCUACAGUGAACCAGAACCACAUUGAGUUGUCUCCUGGAUAGGAGUAGGAGGAUCGGAUCAGAUCAGAUCAGAUGAGAUCCGACUCCACCUCCUGGACUUUCAGUUCAAAUCUGUGCAGAUAGGAGUUUGGAUCCGCUCCAGCUCCGCCCCACCUUGACUUUUUGUUCUGCCGCGAGGGGUACUUACCCGCAGCCGGACCACGCCACCGCGCGCUCUUGCACUCACAUUCUGAUUUCAAAACAAGGUCUUUUGUGUGCGUCGCCUCUUUCAAGCCUUAUGAAUAGAAACAUGACAAAGACUCUCUUGAGGACGUUGUGGCUACAGAGAGCGAGGAAAGGAGACCAUGUCUCACAGUGAAGAUUUAUUUUUGUCUUUUUGAGGAUGUCAAAACGAUCCUGCCUGCUUAUUAUUAAAACCUUAUUUUCUAAUUAUUAGGUGGCAUAUAUAUAUAUUUAUAUAUAUUUGUGCUGAUUGCCACAAGAUGUUUUGAUUUAAUUUCAAAAGUCUUAGUUUGUGCAAGUCGUGCAACUAUUCAGUCUCGAAGUUGAUCGUUUAAAACAUAUCUUAAAUUGCCAAAGCCACAGAAAUAAAUUUUUUUUUUUCUAUGGAGAGAUUUGGCUUGUUUUUGUACUGAUUUAAGAGUCAGGAUGUCCUUUUGAUGUUCAGUAGAACCAGACCGAGAACCUGAGGCCUUUAAAUUGUUGCAGAUUGGCAGACGUUUGGCCGGUUGGUUUCAUUUUUUUAUGCCAGGCAUUGCCUUUCUAAACCUUUAUUAUAAUUAUUAUUGUUAAUUAUUAUGUUUGCAUGUUUUGAGUCUGGAGGAUGAACCCAGGACCCUGCCAACUGUAUUAGUUAAAUCUUUUAGAGGUGUAAAAGGUUUACGAUGCUGUACUGUAUAUAAAAAAAGAAAAGAGAAAAAAAAAGUAUGUUUUUAUUUAGGCCUCGCAGAUUGUUUAUUGUAUUUCGUAUGUAAAUGUUGAUUUAACAUGGAGGUUACAAUUUAUCUCUGAUCGUAUUUGCAUUUUAAGCAAAUGGAGCAUUUUCUCUGUUGAAU